AAAAAAAAAAACUCAUUCCUUAUUAUUCAUUAUUUUGUUUCUCUCUAAUUCUCUUGCAUCGCCCUCCAUCGUUUGUGGAAUCAUAACGCCCAAUGAACUAAGUGCGCUUUAACUUUUUACCAGGUGAUCGAUCCUUCCCAAAGGGUCAGCCUCGACGCGAUUUGCUCGUCACCGACAGCCAACUGGCGAGCUUGGAUAAGGUAAACCGUAAAAUCAAGUAAAUCAGGUUUGCUGACGGGAUAGUUGGCCAAUUGCAAUGAUUUUUCUCAUAAUAAAACUUCACAACGUCCAUUGCCCACAAGACUCCAGUAACCAUCGAUGUGAUCUUUAACCACCCUACAAACAUCCGCUCGAUUAAACACCAUGCGUUGACUUCAGCAAUUCACCUCGUCGACAUACGCGAUUGAAUAAUUGAUUGAGUGACUAGGCAACGACGUCAGGUAUCGGCAUACCGUCACAACUGCGACGAAAUGUCACCAAGGCGCAACGAGAUGCAGCCAAUCGUGGAGAGCAAAAUCCGUGCACAAACCAGACCACCUUAUCACCGGUCGCUUUUUUCAAUGUGGAUGACGGCACUGUCUGUCUUUGCAUUGUUCGGGUUCUCAACCCAGUUGAUGAUCUCAGGCCCGCCAUGGGCGCCGUCACAUCGUGAUUCCCACUCGCCGUCCGGCAAUGAUGACUCAAAUAGGCUAGUAAUAAAACGCGACGCCGACUCCUUCCGGAUCGCCAUCUUUGCGGAUUUGCACUUGGGAGAGAGCCACAAAGGUGAAGAGAAGGAUCGCAAUACGACUCGCCUUAUGGAGUACAUCAUUCGCCAGGAAUCACCCAACUUGGCUGUCCUCAACGGUGACCUGAUAGCUGGCGAAGACGUGAGGAGGGACACAGCAGCCAGCCACUUGUAUCAGGCUGUUCGCCCAAUGGUGGAGUCCAAAAUUCCAUGGGCGUCGACGUAUGGCAACCAUGACAGCCAGUUCAAUCUGUCUAGGGACGAAAUCUACACCGCCGAGAGGGAAGGUUACCCGGCGCUCUCCAUGACCAGGCGGAUGGGUCCCGAUGGGGCAGGGGUGAGUAACUAUUACGUGCUGGUCGAGAAGACCGGCACUGGCCCGGUAAUGAUUCUCUGGUUCUUUGACAGCCGCGGCGGUGCCGAGUACCAGCGAAGAAAUGAUACAAACCCCGAGGACAACAUUGAUGACUGGGUGCUCGCCGCCACGGCGGAUUGGUUCCGGGAGACGAGCAAAGACUUGCGUGCCAGGUUUGGCCAACUGCCGAGCCUUGCGUUUGUCCACAUACCACCACAUGUGUUUCGCAGUGUUGCGGAGGGCGGUCUAGACGCGACGCUGGUGCCCGGGUUGAACGCAGACGAGCGACCACUGCAUAUUCAGGGGGAGGGACACAACGACGAUGCGUUUGUCAGUGCACUGGUGAACGAGAGGGGCUUGCACAGCGUGCACAGCAGUCACGAUCAUGGAAGCUCAUGGUGCGCACCCUGGCCGGAUAAGGAACGGGGAAACGUCCCGCGCCACGAGGGCGAGGAACACGGACACGACGAUGAAGGGGCGUCAAGAAAGCAACCGAUUCUUUGUUUUUCGAAACGAACCGGCUACGGGGGUUACGGCAACUGGAAAAGAGGAGUGCGUAUCCUGGAAAUGCGGCUGCCUCAGCUUACAGCUUCCGGCAAUGAGACGCAGGCAAACUUAGAUCCGGGACUGCAUGUUGAUACCUGGGUUAGGAUGGAAAACGGUAACAUCAUCACGCAUAUCAGUCUGAACGAGACAUACGGCAAGGAUCACUAUCCGACCGCGAAUGGGGAGUGAUGCAUGCAAGGGAGGGCUAGAGUUGCCACACAAGGAGACUCGCAGUGUGUGAUAUUUCGAUGUACAGUAGAUAGGCAGGAUAUUGUGUGAUUUAGUGGCAGUAGUAUAAUGAGGAACACGAAAUUUUGACGCCG
Pyricularia grisea is the source of this 1951-nucleotide messenger RNA. RefSeq lists its product as uncharacterized. The record is from RefSeq and is a predicted model, not a curated record. Gene Ontology annotation, cellular component: cytoplasm. Lineage: Eukaryota; Fungi; Ascomycota; Sordariomycetes; Magnaporthales; Pyriculariaceae. The transcript is spliced from 3 exons. Gene Ontology annotation, molecular function: hydrolase activity, acting on ester bonds. Bases 471 to 1817 code for a protein of 448 amino acids.